UUGAUUGAAACAGAAGGGGCAAUUGGGCACAUCUGGCAUCGAGAUUUAAAAGAAGCAAUUGUCGAAAACUUGGCCAGCGAAGAGAAAGAGGAGGUCUCCUUGGACAUACAUGUCGCUGAGGCUCUUUUGCCUCAGCCGUUGAAACCUAAGUUUACGUCGUGGGUGAUCCAAGGACGGCUACACCAUGGCGAAAGACCAGGCGAUCCGUUUGUGCUCUGUAUCUUUUGCGGCGUGGGAAUUCCCCCCUUGCAUCAGUUCCUCGGCCCUGUGUGCCACGAUGCACAAGAGUUGGUAGGUGUACCGUUGGUGCUAGAAGGUGGUAGAAGGCUACUGAUAAAAUCGCGGGCUGUCCUGGCAGAUGCUGCCGCACGCUCUUAUAUUAAAGGAACAGUACCACAAUGCUCAGAAUACGGAUGCAUAAAGUGCGAAAUUCAAGCAGUUGGAAGAUGGCCUUCAACGUCCUUCAACGGAUUUGGCCCACGACGGACCCAUAGAAAAUUCAUAGAUGGAGACUAUGACAACAUGCAUCGGUACCCGGGCCCUAUGACCCCGUUGUCCAACAUACCAGAUCUCGAUCUAAUUCGGGAUGUUUCCAUCGCCGACGAUCGCCAUAUUUUGCAUGUCGGUGCUGCACAAAAAUUUUAUACCGCGUUCAUCGAUGGAACUCAGAAUGGACGUGUGCGAAAAAUGCAACUACAAUAUCGCGAUUUAUUGGACACCGUCUUACUUAACGUGCGAUUCCCGCACGACAGGCGCGCGGCCGGACGGUCCUUUCACCCACACCCUGUAAAAUGGACACCAGCCGUUCGGGCCUAUUUGAUGGACGUGGUUGGGAUGGUCGUGUACAGCCAUGUAGAUCAACCGGAGCUUUAUGAACUGUACUGUCUUCUGCAUUGGGCGGUUUUCAUCUGUAACAAUGCUCGUUUCAAAGCACAUCGCUAUGCUGCACGGAACUUAAUGCACCAGUACGUAGACAAGCACGGCCGGCUGUUUGGGAACAUCUCGUGCAAAUACCACCAUCUGCUCCACUUCAUUGAUGAGGUGGAACGGUUCGGGUCGUUGCCGCUGCUGUCGACAACCCCGUUUGCACUUGGUGUCCUCAAACACGUUGUCGACCUUACAAAGGAUGGGUCAGCGGUGAAACAGGCGGCAACGACCAUACUGCUGCGGGAACGAGCGGGGCGCACUCAUUCACAUCCAAGUUAUCCGCGCCGAACCGAGAACGGAGUGAAAAUUCGCAGAAAUUUUUUUUUUGAUAACUCUGCUGAUGAUACAGAUGGCUGGUUCAUGACGGAUGGCGGAGUGGUCGUGAAAUUUAUAGAAGUAGUAUCCGAAGAACCUUUCCUUGUUCGUGGUGCACCCCUGGCACAACAAGAAAGGCAUUGUGGACUGGACGACAGUUUUUUACAUCCUAUUGGGUUGGGCUUGUGGACGACAAACAACAAAAUUCAUCGGAAGUGCUCAAAAGAGUAGCGGGUAGAGGAUAUUGUAUGUAAACUAUGCAUCAUCAACAUGCCAACAUACGCAGCAUUUGUACCUCUACCCGAAUCCUUUGAUUAGUAGGUUAAUAGGUGAUGAGAUGUGUUAACCAUGGUAAGUGUCUGUAUCUGUCCAAGCAAAUUAAAGCGAAGCGAAGUUAAAUGCAACCUUUGUACUAGCUAAAAGUGAAAAAAAAAAUUAUUUACAAAUAAUUUAAUAUAAAGUAAGAAUUCUUACAGCCGCGGAUGAAGUUCUAUCCACAAUGCUUUUCUUUCUACCCCUUUUUGGGCCUUUGUUAAAUCAUUGUUCGCAUAAUUCGCAAUUGUUUACUAAAACUUAACACAAAACACGACAAAUUUGACAAGACAAAUUUUCGCUUCGUUCGUUCGCAAAUUCAAUUCAAAAAACGUUACGAGUUAUUCGCGUUACGCGUUACGCA
Molecule: messenger RNA, 1918 nt
Organism: Anopheles bellator
Lineage: Eukaryota; Metazoa; Arthropoda; Insecta; Diptera; Culicidae
Exons: 3
Coding region: 523-1473 (316 amino acids)
Source: RefSeq, a predicted model, not a curated record